Sebastes umbrosus (honeycomb rockfish) is the source of this 1069-nucleotide messenger RNA. RefSeq names its product mucin-2-like. NCBI's taxonomy places the organism in Eukaryota, Metazoa, Chordata, Actinopteri, Perciformes, Sebastidae. Bases 171 to 974 code for a protein of 267 amino acids. The record is from RefSeq and is a predicted model, not a curated record. The transcript is spliced from 3 exons.
GCAGGCUUGAAGUGAAUAAUGCUAAGGGCAUGAACCAGAUGAUGAAUUAGCGGUUUACUGUACCCACACAUAUCAGCAGCCGUAUAAAAUGCAAGACUAAGAAGAAUGAGCACUCAGUGUUUUGCGUUUGUCAGAGUUGGGACAUUUCAGAGUUAGUCUGCUGUGUUCCUAUGGUAUUCAGUGAUAAGAGGAUACUCAACAAUCAAGCAAAUACAGGAAAGACAGCAAUGGCAGUUCUGAGGACUACACUGUGUGCUGUCCUCAUGGUGACUGUGGCGUUGUCUAAACCAGUCUAUCUGAGUGACGGCAUGGAUUCAUCCAAGUCAUCAGAGUCCAGUGAGUCAAAUUCUUCAGAGGAGACGGCCUCUCGUGUGGGGCUUUCACAGGAACCUCUGCAGCCGGCGUUCCCAGAGACAGACCUGCCUAAUGCUAUGGAGGAGACUGACCCCACGGGCGCUGCAGCCCUACUUCCCUCUAUAGACGCAGGGCCUUCUCCAGCCACCCUCGAUACUUCAGCACUGCCGGACACGGAGGACCCACAAACCUCCACUGACACAGACGCUUUACAGCUCAUGCCGGAUGAUCCUUCACAGACUGCUCUGGGCAUGGACAUUUCUCAGGACAUGCCUGAUUCUGAUCCGGCUCAGGACUCAAUCAACACUGACACGGUGCACGUCCUACCAGAUGCAGAGGUCUCACUCCACCCAGCGCUUACAGACACUGGUACAAUCAUAGGUGGUGCUGGCAUAAAUCAACCACAAGUCACCACCACCACCACCACUACAUACCAAAGAUUCCCCCAGGGUACAACUCCACCCUUUCCUCCACACGUCAUCAAGCCAACACCUCCACCAUUCUCCACAGCCCCAGCCCUGCCCGUCCCCAUCGGAACCACCAUGACCGGUGUUCCUGUUUGUUUCACUUUCCAGUUCACGACCCCUGAGCCGGAUCCACCCAGAGGAGAUAGCAUGUGAUCUGACAAGAAAGUGUUUCCACUUAAAGGUCCCAUAUCAUGCUCAUUUUCAGUUUCAUACUUGUAUUUUGUGUUUCUGCUAAAAUAUGUUUGCAU